This is a messenger RNA of Salvia miltiorrhiza (redroot sage), 1043 nucleotides long. Its product is annotated as adenine phosphoribosyltransferase 5-like. The transcript has 6 exons. Gene Ontology annotation, cellular component: cytoplasm; cytosol. The coding region runs from base 186 to 764 and encodes 192 amino acids. Gene Ontology annotation, molecular function: adenine phosphoribosyltransferase activity. The record is from RefSeq and is a predicted model, not a curated record. Lineage: Eukaryota; Viridiplantae; Streptophyta; Magnoliopsida; Lamiales; Lamiaceae. Gene Ontology annotation, biological process: adenine salvage.
AGAUAAUUUGCCAAAUCCCAAAUAUCUAAAGUGGACUUUGGUAUGAUUUUGAAAAUUUCCCGCAUCACACUUCAUUUCUAUAAAACCACAGCACCAAAUUCUUUUUAGCAAGCUCAAGCUGUGUGUGUGAGACAGAGGAGAGAGAGAGAGAAACACACACAUUUCACACACUAGGGGAGAGGAAGAUGUUUGCGGCAGAGAAUGGGUUGAAGGGAGACCCCAGACUUGAGGCAAUUUCUGAGGCAAUUAGAGUGAUACCCCAUUUCCCAAAACCAGGUAUAAUGUUCCAAGAUAUAACCCCUUUGUUUCUCAACCACAAAGUUUUCAAAGACACAGUGGACAUUUUUGUCGAGAGAUACAAAGACAUGGGCAUUUCUGUUGUUGCAGGAAUUGAAGCAAGAGGGUUUAUGUUUGCUCCUUGUGUUGCCUUGGCUAUUGGUGCCAAGUUUGUUCCACUACGAAAACGUGGGAAAUUGCCUGGCAAAGUAAUAUCCGAAGCCUAUGAGCUGGAAUAUGGCAAGGACUGCCUAGAGAUGCAUGUUGGUGCUGUACAACAAGGGGAGAAGGCCGUGGUGAUUGAUGAUCUUGUUGCUACUGGCGGCACCCUUUCCGCAGCUAUCAAACUUUUAGAAUGCAUGGGGGCUGAAGUGGUGGAAUGUGCUUGUGUUAUCGGAGUGCCCGAGCUCAUCAAGGACCAGAACAGGCUAAAUGGAAAGGCACUUUACAUGCUUGUGGAGCCAAGUGAAGUAGAAGGGUGUUGCUGAGGUACAAUUCUUUUCUAUGGUUGUGCCGACAGUAUUUCAACAUGGAUGGAAUGGCUUUCAUUAAAUCUCUACCAAUUUCACUCCAAAGCCUAGUUAGUUGUUACUGUCUACAAGAGUUGAGGCUUCAACCACAGUUUUUUCGAGCAUCGGUCGAAAGUUGCAGUUUUGGUGUGUUUUCUGAAAUUUUUAGAUGGGAGAGGUGAAAUUUCUGAAUUUUUUUCUUUCUUUCUGGGGCUGUAAAAUAUGAAUUUAAUGAGAUAUCAACCCUUUCAAACUGCA